AUGUCUGAGUAUGGUGUUCCAGACGCGCUCAGCUCAGGGCCCGAAAUAGACGCCCUUCCAACCACCAACGACGCCAACGGCGAUGCACCUGUUUUUCCCUCGCUACAGAACAAUGGCGCGGGAAGUCCCUUAUCUUCAGAAGCCGCUGGCGGUCCCACGAUCGGGGAAGACGACAACGACGACGAGCCCGCUGUAGCGAAGCCAUUCAUGCGAACAACGAGUCCUGACCCGUCCACACGCGCGUUCCCAGAUACCUUCGAUGACCGUGUCCCUGACCGCCUGAUUUACAAGAUGCAUAAGUUCAGUCUCUACGAAACAGCCAGUCGUUAUUACAUCGUCGGUGUCGAUGUCAGUGAAAAGCGUUAUCGAAUCCUCAAGAUCGACCGCACCACCGAGGGUGCUGAGCUCAACGUGACAGACGACAAGAUUGUUUAUAGUUUGAAAGAGAUGAACCAGCUGCUCGAUACAAUAGAUGACGGGAACCGAGGUACCGGCGGCAUCAAGCUUCGUUGCACCACAUGGGGCCUCCUUGGCUUUAUCAAGUUCACCGGCCCCUACUAUAUGCUUCUCAUCACCAAAAAGAGCACUGUCGCUAUGGUCGGAGGCCACUACAUAUACCAGAUUGAGGGUACUGAGCUUGUUCCCCUAACUCCCGCCAAGUUCAAGCCAGACGCCCGCAACACCGAGGAGCAACGAUUCCUCGGUAUCUUGAACAACCUCGACUUGACUCGUUCUUUCUAUUACAGCUAUUCCUACGAUGUUACCCGUACCUUACAACAUAACGUCAUCCGGGAGCGCGAUGCUCUCGCCAAGGGAAUGCUGCCACCAGACGACGAUGAUUUCAACUCUAUGUUUGUCUGGAACGACUAUCUACUACAACCUGCCGUUACUGCUCUUCGGGACCCCUAUGACUGGUGUCGUCCAAUUAUUCAUGGGUACAUUGAUCAAGCGGCUCUAUCAAUUUACGGCCGUACUGCACAUAUCACCGUCAUCGCAAGACGCUCGCGCUACUUUGCCGGUGCCCGGUUCUUGAAACGCGGAGCCAACGAUCUUGGUUAUGUUGCCAACGAUGUCGAGACGGAACAAAUCGUAGCCGAGUCACUGACCACGUCGUUUCACGCACCUGGUCCUCAACUAUACUGUAGCCCGCAGUACACCUCCUAUGUCCAACAUAGAGGGAGUAUUCCGCUUUACUGGACACAGGACAGCACCGGUGUCACACCCAAACCCCCGAUUGAGCUUAAUUUGGUUGAUCCGUUCUAUGGUGCCGCCGCUCUGCACUUCGAUAAUCUGUUCGAGCGCUACGGUGCGCCAAUCUAUGUCGUUAACCUGAUCAAGUCUAAGGAGCGAACGCCUCGUGAAUCAAAGCUGCUGGAGGAGUAUACGCAUGCCAUCAACUAUCUCAACCAAUUCCUGCCUAAGGAUAAGAAGAUCAUUCACAAAGCAUGGGACAUGAGUCGCGCAUCAAAAGUCCGUGGUGGGGAUGUUAUUGGAAACCUCGAGCUUAUCGCAGAGUCGGUUCUCGCUACGACAGGCUUCUUCCAAAACGGAGACGGUCUCACGAGCCCCAUGACAGCACAGAAUGGAGUGGCCAGAACAAACUGCAUCGACUGCUUGGACCGUACCAAUGCUGCACAGUUUGUCAUUGGCAAGAGAGCCCUAGGGCACCAGCUACAUGCCCUUGGCAUUCUCGAGGAUACGUCAGUCGAUUACGACACGGAUGCUGUCAAUUUGUUCACUCACAUGUGGCAUGACCAUGGUGAUACCAUUGCUGUUCAGUACGGCGGCUCACAACUGGUCAAUACCAUGGAAACUUACCGCAAAAUCAACCAAUGGACGAGUCAUUCAAGAGAUAUGAUCGAGAGCUUCAAGCGAUACUACAACAACUCUUUCCUAGACAGUCAACGUCAGGAGGCCUAUAACUUGUUCCUCGGUAAUUACAUAUUCACUCAAGGCCAACCUAUGCUGUGGGACUUGGCAACUGAUUACUACCUCCAUCAUGCCGAUCCACGAGAUUGGUCCGCCAGGUUGAAGCACGACUACAUCAAUUGGUAUGUUCCGGCUCACUUGCAGAAACGAACAAUUCCACCAUACGUGCCAAGCAAAGACAUUGCCCGUGCUCAUCCGGUUGAAUUCUUUGAUGACUAUUGGCUUGAGUAUUACAGGCCAUCGACUCUCUCUUCUUUUCCCAAAAUGUUCGCCUAUAAGAUGAACUCGACAAUCAAGUACAUUCCCCUCAAAUCUACCCAGGAUGGCCGCUACGACCUCAGCCCUUUCCGAGUUCGAACCGAUAAUGAGGUUGAUCAUGGUGACAAAAAGAAGUCGAAGAAAGAGGCUCAUCCACACGUAAAUGUACCAAGUUCGCGAGGACAGGCUGCGGGAACGAAUGGGGCAUCAGACUCAAUCUCGGACCGGUCACCGGCGAAAGGUAUCUCGCUCCAGCGUUGGCUGCAACCUGUUCAAGACAAGGGUACACUCGCCAACUCUCUGCGACUGGAUACGAAUCAGUCAUUGCAGACAUCCGAACAUAGCCCCAAGACGAAGCCAACAGCUCUGGAGAAAUCUAAGGCUGCACAAUGGACUUUCACCAAAGCCGUCCAUGACUCUCUCAAUCCAUCCGUUGCCGAGCAGGAAUCCGAAGAUUAUGAGCGAUACAUCCGCCAUCCUCAAAACCUUCCUCUCGUCAUCUCAAGCGACACGCCUGUGGACGUAGAUGCGUCCGAGUAUCAGGAGUAUGUAAGCGGUGACUGGCAAGAUGAAGGUUUAAUGGUCAAAGGAACUGAAGAAGAGAUCGAUGUCUACGCCGAGCUGCUCAAGGUGGGAGAAAACCCUCUAACAGUGACUGAGGAAGAUGGUCCGAAGAAACGAUACAAAGCCUAUAGGAAAUGGCUGCGUGGGAAGUCUUUCUUCAAGCAACAACCCCUAGACUGA
This is a messenger RNA of Fusarium redolens, 2931 nucleotides long. Its product is annotated as SacI homology domain-containing protein. Gene Ontology annotation, molecular function: phosphatidylinositol-3,5-bisphosphate 5-phosphatase activity. NCBI's taxonomy places the organism in Eukaryota, Fungi, Ascomycota, Sordariomycetes, Hypocreales, Nectriaceae. The coding region runs from base 1 to 2931 and encodes 976 amino acids. Gene Ontology annotation, biological process: phosphatidylinositol dephosphorylation. The transcript is spliced from 3 exons. The record is from RefSeq and is a predicted model, not a curated record. Gene Ontology annotation, cellular component: intracellular membrane-bounded organelle.